AAACUUGUCAAAAAUUGCAUCAGGCAAAUGUCAAAUUGUCAACAUAAUCCAAUGUUUUUGGACUUUGUUGACUGGUGAUUCGUGAUUGAUUGAGAUUUAAUUUUUUAGAUCUAUCCAUUGUAAAAUUUGUAAAAUUCAAUGCAGAAUUGAUUCGAUGACGUGAUUUUAUAAACACGUCGCUGAUUCACUUGUUGACUAUCAUUUGCAGUCAAAAAGCAGAAUAUUUAGUAUGUCGGAAAAUCCAGAUCCAGUAUCUCCAGCAAGAGAUAGAAAAGAAUUGAUGAACACAGACAGUAUGGCAAGCAAACAAGGUGAUGUUGACUUGGAUGAAGAAAUAUCAGCAAGAAUGACAGCUUCAUACAGCGAGAUAUCAUUCCAUUCUGACCAGGGACAAACUGAAGAGCAGGAGAGAGCACCAGGCCCAUCUAGACCUUAUGACUUACCAUCAGAGAACCGAAAGCAGGACAAAAUUCCUCUUGACAUGGAUGGACACGUCAGAUAUGAGGGAGACAUGACCCAUUAUGUAGCAGAUGAUUUAGAAUUUAAAAUAAAACUAUGUAGUCCAAUCACAAAGAGAGGAGAAACACCAGUGUUUGGAAGCUCCAGUGCAUCCCGCUCGAGCACACCUUCGGGAAAGCUUUAUAGACAAAUAUUAGCUCCUCAAAUUGGACAAAUAGAUAUAACAGUAUUACAUGAUCUUGAAUAUGAAGCCCAAAGAAUUGCACAGUCUGUUGAUAAUCUAAUUGAGAACUUAUCCAGCAUUUUACAUUCUAAUUCUUCCCUUACUGCUGAGAAUAUGGAAGUGUAUAAAGAGGCUGUGGGCAAAACUUGUGAUGCAAUGGACAAUAAUAUAAAGAGUAUGUACACUAUUCUGGCUAAAGGAGAAGAAGUGUCACAAGCUAUGAUCCCAGUACAGGCCCAAGCGGCAAGAAUAGCUGAAAUUAAAAGGCUUCUACAAUUAUUUGAAAAUAACUUUUAGUUAUAUAGAUGAAUGCUAGAUAUGAUUAAUUUGUAUUAUAAUGUUAUUGUCUAAGUAUUAAUAAAAUAAGAAUUAAAUGAA
Molecule: messenger RNA, 1060 nt
Organism: Trichoplusia ni (cabbage looper)
Lineage: Eukaryota; Metazoa; Arthropoda; Insecta; Lepidoptera; Noctuidae
Gene: BORCS6
Product: BLOC-1-related complex subunit 6
Exons: 2
Coding region: 230-979 (249 amino acids)
Biological process (GO): lysosome localization
Cellular component (GO): BORC complex
Source: RefSeq, a predicted model, not a curated record